AUGCCGACGACGAUCGAGCAGGCUCUAAUCACGCUGGUGCCGACUCUCAAUUCUCUGCCGCAAGAACUCAUCGAUCUCUCGACUUCCCUCCUCGCUCAAUCACGAAACAAAGCCUCCUCUCUAAAACCAGAAGAAGAAAUUGGAAGAACAUACACUUGCGCACACAUCGCCGUCGACCGACUAAAACACCGUCUGGAUAUCGAUAAAGUGGUUGCUAGACCACCUGUUGCGCCGCGCAUCUACAAGAAACUAUAUGGAUACUUGGAUGCAGCGCUGAAAGAGCCUGCGACACCGAGGACGAAUAGGCUCAAGGAUGUGAGUACGACAGGGACGCCUGGAAGCGGAAGAGGAAGAAGAAGUGUGUUGGGUACACCUGUGGGUACGCCGUCCAAGACUCCUGCGAAGAGUGUCAAGAGUGCUGGUGUUACACCAUCGAAGACUCCAGCUUCUGUUGCGAAAAGUGUGGACAGUGUUACAGGGUCCGGUAGACGGACGAGGUCAGCGAAAAAGGCUACAGAAGAGGAGGUCGUAAUACAAGACUCGGAAGAAGAGAGACAGAGGGAGACGGCAAAAGAUCAAGAGGAAGACAAUCUGCCGGAACAUGUACGUCCUAUGGCUGAGGCCGUCUGCGAUGCUCUCAAUGUGCCACAGGCUACGCCACAUGUUUGCGCUGCUCUGUCCGCCAUUUUACCUCUACGAGGCUGGAAAGACACCCAGCCUGAACCAACUCCUCACUCCUCCGCAAAGAAGCGAAAACGAACAUCCACAGACGGAGAAGAAGUCGCCGCGAUUGAGGACUCCUCUACCAUCACACCAUCAUCCCUUCCAGCCCUCAUCGCAGCACUCUCUCUCGUCACGACGUUCACACUUCGCAACACAGUCAUAGACGGCACAACCUACGCCACCGCCCGCUCCUCCGCCAUCACCGCCCUCUCACCAAGUUCUCCUACACCAAAAGACGUCGAUGCUUUCUUGCACGCCAGCAAAACAGAAGGCUGGCUCGAACUCCCCUGGUUCACCACUGUAAAAGCCUCAACCCUCCCUUCCAUCCCUGCCUUACAAACCCCUAAGAAGAAUAAACCACCCGCCAAGACUCCCUUACAUCGAAAAGAGAAACAUGCUCCACGGCCAGUGCAAAAAGAUCUAGAUAUGGAUACAGUGAUGGAGGAUGUGGAUAAGGAGGCAGAAGAGGAAGAUAGGGAUAGACCUGGUGCGGGUUUGAGAUCUGGAUUGGGGACUAUGUUUCAGGAUUCCGUGGAUUGGUUGAGUGGGGACAGGAGGAGAGCGUAUAGGGUUUGGGAGAGAAAGGUGAGGGCUAGAUGUGCAGAGAUUGAGAGCAAAGCAUGA
This is a messenger RNA of Aureobasidium melanogenum CBS 110374, 1347 nucleotides long. RefSeq lists its product as uncharacterized. The record is from RefSeq and is a predicted model, not a curated record. Gene Ontology annotation, cellular component: nuclear origin of replication recognition complex. NCBI's taxonomy places the organism in Eukaryota, Fungi, Ascomycota, Dothideomycetes, Dothideales, Saccotheciaceae. The transcript has a single exon. Bases 1 to 1347 code for a protein of 448 amino acids. Gene Ontology annotation, molecular function: DNA binding. Gene Ontology annotation, biological process: DNA replication.